This is a messenger RNA of Pangasianodon hypophthalmus (striped catfish), 6084 nucleotides long. RefSeq names its product sodium channel, voltage-gated, type IV, beta a (gene scn4ba). The record is from RefSeq and is a predicted model, not a curated record. NCBI's taxonomy places the organism in Eukaryota, Metazoa, Chordata, Actinopteri, Siluriformes, Pangasiidae. Gene Ontology annotation, biological process: regulation of ventricular cardiac muscle cell membrane repolarization; regulation of sodium ion transmembrane transporter activity; cardiac muscle cell action potential involved in contraction. Gene Ontology annotation, cellular component: membrane; voltage-gated sodium channel complex. Gene Ontology annotation, molecular function: sodium channel regulator activity; transmembrane transporter binding. Bases 268 to 999 code for a protein of 243 amino acids. The transcript is spliced from 5 exons.
GAAAGAAGAGGUAGGCAUUCACUGCAGGACUUAUCCAGCUGAAAGGUCCCCACUCACCCCCACCCCUUCUUUUUUCUUCUCCGUACUGUGCUGUCAGUCCCACCUCACCCCUCGCUCUUCCGCUCGUCCCCAUCCCACCCAAGAAUUCCUUACUUCCAAGUCACACACACACACUGACACACUCACUCACACACACACACACACACGCGCACUGGAGGACUAAGCCAGAGGAAAGCAAGACAGACCGACAAACAAGAAAGCAGGCAGAUGGACAAACGUGUGCACGGAAAAGUGGACAUGGAGGUGUGGAGGACUAGAGGAUCAUUCCUGCACAGAAGCACAAGAUCUGGUGAUGGGGUCCAUGCUAGCAUAGUCAUCACUCUUCUGAUUGGGGUAUGGUGUGCACAGGCAUUGGAAGUAUCAGUGGGGAAAGUUAGCUUUGUUGAGGUGAUGAAUGGUAGCUCUGUGCUCUUACCUUGUACCUACAGUAGCUGUAUUGGCAUCAAGAACCUGUACUUCAACUGGAAGUAUAAUGACAAUGGGACAAUGGAUAAGCUUUGUGAAGGAGUCAUCCCAGCUGAGGGUUUGGAGCCCCAUGUGACGAUCUUCCAUGAGCGUGUGAUGUUCGUGGGCUCCAGUAAAGACAGUAACAUCUCAGUCCUGCUGUGGAACGUCACCUUCGAGGAUGAGGGCGAGUACACUUGCUUCGCCCGCAACCCCAAAGAGAAGAACCGAAACCACAGUGCCGUAUUCAACCUCAUCGUUGUUGACCAGCUUAAAGAAGUGGACAACACAGUGACGAUAAUCAUUGUAUCUGUGAUCGGAGGGCUUAUUGGGUUGAUCAUUAUAGUCAUGGCAAUAAAGGCGGUGGUCGUCCAUUUCCUCAACAAGGCCCAAGAGAAAAAUAAAGAGUGCCUUGUGAGCUCUUCAGGAAAUGACAACACAGAAAAUGGCCUUUCAGGUUCCAAAGCAGACAACAAAGCAUCACCAAAGGCAUAAAAAAUAAGUAUAUGUGUGUAAAUGGGCAGAUGUGUGGAUGCUAGAUGUGAAUAUAGAGUUAAAGCUAUAAAUAUGGACUGUUUUAUCUUUAUGGAAAACAAAAUGUUAAUAUUAAUUAAGAUAUAUUCUAGAAAUUUGCUCAAUAUAUUUUAGAAAUAUUUAGUCUGAUGUUUGGGCUGGAUUGCACACCUUUUCACCGCGCGUGGUUUACAAGGAGUUUAAAUGUACAGUGCUGUGCAAAAGUCUUAGGCACAUGCAAAAAAAAAAAAAUAAUCUGUAAAGCAAAGAUGCUGUCAACAUUUCUAUUAAAAAAAAUACUAUAAAGGGCAGUAAACCGUAAUAAAUGUACAGACAUUUUUGUUGAAAAAAUAAUGUGUAAAAAGCUAAAAUGUUUCUGUACUUGAAAUGCAGAAGUCAUAAAAUAUACAUCUAUAACAAAAUUUGUUUAAAAAGAUUAGAGUGUCUAAGACAUUUAAACAGUACUGUAUAUACACAUAUACAUACAACCAGGUGACAAAUUAAAGGAAAAACAAACACCAAGUGUUUUAGUAACAAUUACUGUUAUUUCUCUAUGUUUUUUUUUUCUCACAAAUCACACUACUGCCUGAGCAUCAUACUCUCUGAAUGUUGAAGCACAUUGAGAGCCAGUGGAUCAAUCUGAGUGACUGAAUCUCCUGCCAUCAAUGAACUCUCUUUCAGAGUCACUUAGAUCUUUUCCUCUUGUCUUCUUGAUGGAUUAUGAAGGUGAACUGAGCAUGUUCAGCACUGCGCUCGGUGAGACGUUAACUGCUUUAAUGUACCAGUCUUUCUGCACUCAUUUAUUCAGAAAUAUCCUUUAAUUUGUCACCUGAAUUUGUUCAUGUGUAUAUUCCCCUGGGAGUAAUUCACAUAAAUUGCCUUUGGAUUAAACAUUAACCAUAAUGCAGCCCAGAUAUUAACCACCUUUAUCUGUGAAUCUGUGUAAGGUGUGAAGGGAUAUCCAGCCCAGAAUCAGAAACAGUUUAUUUGCAAACACGUGUUCUGGAGGUCCAGUGCGCUGUCGUUAGAGAGUCUUCUCUGCUCCAACACACCUGAUUUCACACACUAGUUAUCCGAAUUAUUAUGAAAUCAGAGGUGAAUUUGGUGUGUUAGAAAAGAGAAACUCUUUUAAGUACUGUGGACUUCCAGGGCAGCUUUAGUGUAAUAUCCAUGUUUAGAAAAAAAAAAACAAAAAAAACACACCGUGCCUGCUAAUGCUUCAAACUUUUCUUGCUUUUAGGGAGUCUUUAAAACGCUAUAAAAACGUAUCUGCUAUGAAAGGGGGAAAAAAAAGAAACUUCCUAUAAAAUAAGUUAGUAAAUUAAGACAAUCCCACCCCUUUAAGGAAAAAAAAAGUUUCUCCCUGCAGAAAAUGAAUGAUCCUUUCUGAUGCUGCUUUUAACAAGUUAACCAAUGCAUUUUUAAAAGGAACAAAAAAGAAAGCAUGUAAAUGAUUUAUGUAUGUGCUCUUAGCGGCUUACCACUCCACUCAGAUAACGGCAAACCAGUUAACUGAUACGGCGUUGGAAGGAGAGGGGUCCAUUUACAGUACAAGUGGCACAAAUGUACCCACUUUAUGACUGUAAUUAGGAUGCAGUGGGAAAAAAACAACAACUGUGAGUACAGAUAUGAGAGAGAGAGAGAGAGAGAGAGAGAGAGAGACUGCUGACUGAGUGAUAAGCACAAAAAAAUACAAUUCUGUGUAUGAAAAUCCUUAAACUAUAUUUAUUACAAGUCCAGCACUGCUUGUAAUAGUAGUAUUGACUAUAUUUACUAAGAGAAUAGAAAUAUCAGUGAAUGAGAUUACUGUAAAUAAAAGGUGCAUUAUGUUCCUCUAAAUAUUACUGUAAGUUCUAUAAAUGUAUAUUACAUUGCAAGACACGCUGAAUGUCAGGAGAGACUCGACUGAGACUGAAUUAUAAUACUGACUCCAAAACACGAGACCUCGUUUCAGUACCGUCACUGCAUCAUAUAACUCCACCUCCUCCUCUCUCUCUCUCUCUCUCUCUCUCUCUCUCUCUCUCUGUCUCUCUCUCUCUCUCUGUCUCUCUCUCUCUGUCUCUCUCUGUCUCUCUCUCUCUCCCUCACUGCAUCAUAUAACUCCACCUCCUCCUCUCUCUCUCUCUCUCUCUCUCUCUCUAUCUGUCUCUCUCUCUCUCUCUGUCUCUCUCUCUCCCUCACUGCAUCAUAUAACUCCACCUCCUCCUCUCUCUCUCUCUCUCUCUCUCUCCUCUCUCUCUCUCUCUCUCUCUCCUCUCUCUCUGUCUCUCUCUCUGUCUCUCUCUCUCUCCCUCACUGCAUCAUAUAACUCCACCUCCUCCUCUCUCUCUCUCUCUCUCUGUCUCUCGCUCUCUCUCUCUCUCUCUCUCUCCCUCACUGCAUCAUAUAACUCCAUCCCCUCCUCUCUCUCUCUCUCUCUCUCUCUCUCUCUCUGUCUCUCUCUCUGUCUCUCUCGCUGUCUCUCACUGCAUCAUAUAACUCCACCUCCUCCUCUCUCUCUCUCUCUCUCUGUCUCUCGCUCUCUCUCAUUCUCUCUCUCCCUCACUGCAUCAUAUAACUCCAUCCCCUCCUCUCUCUCUCUCUCUCUCUCUCUCGCUCUCUCGCUCUCUCGCACUGCAUCAUAUAACUCCACCCCCUCCUCUCUCUCUCUCUCUCUCUCUCUCAUGGUUUAUAAGUAUAUGAGGAGCAUAUAUCUAUACGUCUUCCAUUAGAGCUGACUCUCAGAAUUCAGGGGCUCUGGCGAUCUCAGUUGUUUGGGAUACUUUAAUCAGAGCAGUUUUACAUUUUUAGUGUAGAUUUUGAGGACUGAUUAGGUUCGGAUUUCCGUCUAGCCAAACUGAAACAGGAAGAAAUGUUUCAGAUUGGUACGUAAUGGAAACACAGGAGAUCCAUAAUUCACUUGAAGUGUUAAUGUGUGGCAGCAAUAACUGCAGAAUCUACAGAUGGCUUUUUUAGUGCUGUAUGGUUUUAAGCUCUGAGGAUGGGUACUAUGUCUUUCGAUGCACUGAUGCACAAAGCUUCGUCCUGACAUCAUUAGCGUUAACUCUCCAUGUUACUGAUGUUUUCAGGAAUUAGGUAGAUGCUCUGAUUUCAAAAGGCAAUACUUGUCAGUCGUUCUUUCUUGUUUGUUCCAUGGACACUGCAGUUUAAUUUCUUUGUUGUACCUCUCACUUGUACUCGUGUAUGUUUGGCAUCACCUUACAUUCACACAAGCAAAAAAGUGAGAGAAGGCCAUACAUUUACUGUGGACGUGCGUUGCUGUUUCCAGUGGAGAUAACAAUUCUAGCAGGACAUGAUAACUAUGAUAGCUAAUUUUGAAGGAAUGCACUUAAUUUCAGUGUUUUAAUUAUCUAUUCAUAAAUGAACUCCAACUGAAACAGCAGGAAUGAAAACAAUAUUAAUACGUAUUUACAGUGCAUGAAAAAAGUGACACAAUGCAGCGAGAAAAACUCGCAGUGACUCGAGUGAGCGUUGACUAUGUCAGAGCGUGUUUUUGUAGAAAUUAGCUACGAAAUCCAUUCAAAAUCAAGUGAAGUAAAUAUUAAUGGAAAUGUAUAUGAAUGGUUUGUAUAAGCAAAUUUUAAAUCGAAACAGAAUUUACUUUAGCUUGCUGUUCGGUUGCAGUGCAAAUUUAUCGGCUAAGCCUUUUCCUAUAGACCUUCUUGCUGUCAUUGUUUUAUUGCUUAAGCAUGCCUAAGCAAUAUAGACUUAAUCUAAAAUCCUGAAAUAUAUGAAUGUACUUUAGCUUGCAGUGCACAUUCAUUGCUAAGCCUUUUCUUGUAACCAUUCUUUUUGUUAUUACUUAAGCAUGCGUAAGCAAUAUGGAGUAAAUAUAACACCAUGUUAAAUUAAAACAACCUAUAAUAAAUCUCUUAAGGAUGGUUUAGCAACUCUAUGCUUAGCAUAAUGCCAUAUUAUCAUAUACAUGAUAAAAUUUCACAAUAUGUGAGUAGUACAAUAAUGUGAUGCUAAAAGAAAUGAGUGCCUGCAUGUCUCAAGAGCAUUCUGGUGCAUUCAAAAGGUUCUUUGUAGACUUUUAAAUAAGUACACUUUACUUGCUUUGACUCUUUUAUUUAUUAUUAUUAUUAUUAUUAUUAUUAUUAUUAUUUGUAAACCAUGUCAUUGUUGGAUGCUUCAACUCUGUUGUUGUAUCAUUUGAAAAGCGUAUAAUUGUAUUAAAAAACACACAAAAACAAAACAAAACUAAACUAAACUAAAAACCCACCCCUGCCCACUUGGUUUGACCGAGACAGCUUCAGUGAUUAUAUCUGUCUUUUAUACUGAAAAGAGUUUGUGUAGCUGGGUACUCUGUCACACAGCCUGUGCAUAUGGGGUUGAUGUAGACUAAUCCUGCCAAAAAAUACUUGCAAAAUGCAAAAUAUUGUGUGCCUGAAAAUAUACUACUACAUUUUUUUCAUCUAAAACCCAGAAAUUCAAAUGGGCACACUUCUCCAGCAAACAAGACACUUAACAUAACGCAUCAAAACGAUGAGAUUAUGAAAUGACCAACUGGAUUUCACUGCUGGAACAGCUCCUUCUCUCACUGCCAAGCCACAACUCCGUGAGAUCUGCUCUCCACUCUACACAUUCCACUGCAGAGAGCGCUCUCUCUUUUUAUACUGACGUUUCAAAUAAAGCUGUAAUUCAUAACACAGCAAAACUAUUGUACACUGUAGUCACACAUGCAGUAAGCAGAGUACACAAUUUUAAAAAAAGUUUUUAAUCACAAUUUAUACAGUGAAUUUUAGCACUGAAAUAAAAAUGGUAGCUUGUUGAUAACUCUUCCCCUAUUGCACAGGUCCUCUGAAGAAAGUUCCUUUUUUUUUCUUAAUCGAGCUUCCGGGCGUGUCUGUGUGGCAAACACUGGAGUAAUGUCUUAUCCACAAGAUCUGUCCUCAUUGCCUUGAAAAUGCUUCUAAACCUCAUCAACAUGAACUCUACGAAGCCAUUGUGCAAUCAGCUUCUCUCUCUGUAACAAUGUCUGUCAUUCUCCUUUACUAUGCACUUCAGUAGCAGAUUAAAAUUCUAAAAAGAAUAUAAGAAAUAAAAGUUUUCAUAAAAAAAUCA